UCGCUUUCUAAAAAAAGGAAAAUAAAAAUAUUAAUAAAAAUUUUAUAAUUUUUAUUAAUUCAUCGGAAAAUAAAUAAAAAUUUUAUUUAGCUUUUUUUUCAUGUACAAUUUUUAUUUAAUUUUGUAAAACAAUAUUCAAAUUUAUAAAAAUGAGUGAAAGUUGUAGUAGCGAUAAUCCAUUUGGCAGUAGUGAUUCUAAUUCGUCGCAACCAUUAAACGAUUCAAUGGAGAAUUCCAUUAUAUUAACAAAACAAAGUAAUACAGAUCCAAUAUUAAAUUCAGCUCAAAAUGUGUAUAAUGAAACAAUUGACGACGACUUAAACUUUACUAAACUCGCUAAAGUGUUACUAAACAAUCAAAUUGAUCAACAAGUUAACCACCAUCAAUCUCAAUACAGUAAAUUAACUGCAAAUAUUGAUAGUGUCGCAAACGAAGAUGACCAAUCCGAUUGUGAAGAAUGUGAAAUAGAACAGGAAGAAUGUGAUAUGGAUGAAGUGGAAGAUAAUGACGAUGAUGAUGAUGAUGAAGAUGACGAUGAUUUUAUGGACACAGACGAUUCUUCUAGUUUUUCAAGUAUGUCUGGGUUUACAGAAUUUUUUGGUCAAGGAUGGAAAGCAAUGAAUUGGAUACAAUGUCAAAUGACAUCUGGGGCAAAUCCACGAGAUAUUUUAUCACAAAUUUUAAUGAAGGAUAUAUCACCAGAUUUAGAUGAUAUGAACUUAUGGAAAAUAAUUGCGAGCAUGUUAACCGAACCACCAAGGCGCCAAAAGCUAAACGAUGUUAAUACGAUAGGUGACGUGGUUAAUCUCUUACGCACAUCAGAAAAAAUAAUUGUUCUCACUGGCGCGGGAGUUUCAGUUUCUUGUGGUAUACCAGACUUCCGUUCUGCUGAUGGGAUAUAUGCCCGUUUAGCAAAAGACUAUCCAGAUCUCCCAGAUCCACAAGCAAUGUUCGAUAUCCAAUAUUUUUCCAAUGAUCCACGACCGUUUUUUAGAUUUGCACGAGAGAUAUAUCCAGGCCAAUUUACACCAUCGUUAUGCCAUCGUUUUAUAAAGUUUUUGGAAGAAAAAGGAAAACUCUUAAGAAAUUACACACAAAAUAUAGAUACAUUAGAACAAGUUGCUGGCAUAAACAACGUCAUUGAAUGUCAUGGCUCAUUCGCCACUGCAUCUUGCACUAAAUGUAAACUAAAACAGACUGCAAAUGAAAUAAGAGAUCAAAUUUUUGCACAAAAAAUUCCAGUUUGUCCAAAAUGUCAACCUCAUGUUGAUAACGAACUUUUGUUUGUUGAAAACAAGCAGACAAAAAGCAAAUCAAUUGAAAACAUAUGUGAUGAUUACGAUAAACCAGAUAAACUUACCGAGAAAGGCAUCGUAUUAUUUUCAGAAAGCCAACUAGAGAAUGGAAAUGGAGAAACUAGUAAUAAAGAAACAUUGAAUGGACGUUCUCAUAAUCAUUAUAGAGAAUUAGUGCAAAAUGGCAUUAUGAAACCAGAUAUUGUAUUUUUUGGAGAAGGAUUACCAGAUGCAUUUCAUUCAGCAAUUGCUGAUGAUAAAGAUGAAUGUGAUUUAUUGAUUGUUAUUGGAUCUUCUUUAAAAGUCAGGCCAGUGGCAUUAAUUCCAAAUUUAAUUCCACCAAAUAUACCACAAGUCUUAAUAAAUCUUGAACAACUUCCACAUAUGGAUUUCGAUGUAGAAUUACUUGGCGAUUCCGAUACAACAAUAAGUAAUUUAUGUCAGAUGCUUGGAGGGGAAUGGUUAGAAAUUUGUCCAAAGGAAAUUCGUGAAAGUUUUAUUACAAAGACCCACAUAAAUAACGAAAAUAAAAACGAAUUAUCAUUAGAUGCAGAAUCUUCACAUUCUGUUCAACCAAAUGAUUCAAUUGAAAGGACAGAAAUUUCGAACAAAAAUUUUGAAGAAAUCUCUACAAAAACAAAAAUGUCAAACACACAACCUAAUCUUCCGAUUAUAAAUUCAGAAAGCAAUCAACUUUAAACAAUAGAUCAAUUCAGUCAAUGCCAUUAUUUCUCUUUUGCGUUGAGAUCGUUACAACUAAGGGUCUUCUAAAGAGAAAAUUAAGGUAAUAAAAAAGUUUCAAAUAAUUGGGAGAUUCCUUUUUUGUUGAUAAAAAAGUAAGAGGUAAUAUUGGUCAGGAACUUUAUUUAAUAUUUUAAAAAAUUGCCUGUGUUACAAACGAUCCAAUUUAUGCAUUGUAUUAGAUAUAAGAUAAAA
Molecule: messenger RNA, 2231 nt
Organism: Condylostylus longicornis
Lineage: Eukaryota; Metazoa; Arthropoda; Insecta; Diptera; Dolichopodidae
Gene: Sirt1
Product: NAD-dependent histone deacetylase sirtuin-1
Exons: 2
Coding region: 150-1994 (614 amino acids)
Molecular function (GO): NAD+ binding
Source: RefSeq, a predicted model, not a curated record